Messenger RNA from Parascedosporium putredinis, 294 nucleotides. Lineage: Eukaryota; Fungi; Ascomycota; Sordariomycetes; Microascales; Microascaceae. The record is from the annotation of a GenBank genome assembly.
AUGAUCACCAAAUUCAUGACCGAGGUGUCGACCAAGUUCAAUCCUUUCUCCCCUGCGGCCCGGUCAGCGCGACUCUUCCUCUCCCUCCUGCCUCCCAAUGCGCGACAGACGAUUGCUGUCAAGACGACAUUACUGCCGAGGGCGUCGACCGAGCCCAGCUCCCUCAACGUCAAAUUCAAGGAUGGCAAGGAGAUGAGCCUCGAUUGCGAGAAGCUCGGCAUCAAGAGCCUGACGGAGGAGGUCGAUCGACAUUCGCGAAAACUGCAGAAGCAAGCCGACCUGACGGACGGUUAA